Sycon ciliatum is the source of this 1067-nucleotide messenger RNA. RefSeq lists its product as uncharacterized. Lineage: Eukaryota; Metazoa; Porifera; Calcarea; Leucosolenida; Sycettidae. The record is from RefSeq and is a predicted model, not a curated record.
CUUGGACUCCAGGACAGAUCCGAAUCAUUACUUUUCCCUGUAUCAACCGCGCAAUUUUACAUGUACUGUAGUGCCCAAAACCAGCUGUUUCGUGACCGUGUAGAUUUCCAUGAUCGUUGUUCUGAUUAGCGUCUUCAUAUCGAGCAAGUAAUUAGUUAGUUGUGCAGCAAGUGUUUACCAAGCAUUAGUGAGUUUUGUACCGGCGUCCGUGGGUGCCGAUUAUCGUGCAGGAAGCGCACAAGUCGCAUCCUUGGCCAGCGUGCAAAGAUGAAUGGCUUCCGUGCAGUUUUGCUGUGUGGUUUGGUAGGUUUGGCGCUGCUCUCCACAGCGAGUGGCGGAUAUCUGAGUGGCGUUGGAGUGCAGAGACGACCGCUUGGAUCUGCAGCAAGGCUUCGGGAGAGAAAUUGUCCCCAACAAAACCCGACGGUAGAUGGAUAUGUCUUUCAGCCGCUUCUCAACAAGGACGUGUGGGCACUGCAUAGACAGCCGUGCAACGACACAGCCGACCCAGCAGACAGAAGCUGCUCGUACUACUUCACAUUCUGCCAAGCAUUGCCGCAAUCUCUCGGGCUACAUGAGAACUGCUCAACUGCAUCCGUUUGCAAGGUGAAUGAUGCCAUUGACCCACCGGAGACGACUAGCUUGGGAGAGUACAACACCUUCAAAUAUUCCAACCGAGUUUCUAUUGACGCCAGGGGAGAGUUUGUGAUCGAUUUUGAAGUCCCGGACGAGAAAAUCAUCACUGCACUCGCCUUCUACUGCAAUGCAACGUUGUCGUGGACGGAUAUUCCGACGUCGUUCAACGAAAGCCUCGCUCCCGGCCUCAUUGGGGUUGUACAUUCAGGCUAUGAUAGCAUGUUUGACAUGCAGUUCUUCUACGACGGAGCGUGCUAUUCUGGUUCCAGCUCACCGUCCGGGGGACUCAACGGCGGCGCGGUCUUCGCCAUCGUUCUCUUCUCUCUGAUCAUUGCCUACGUCGUUGGCGGAACUUUCAUCAACAUGGCAUUCCGUGAGCGCAAUGGCAUCCAAGCCUUCCCCAACUACGGCACCUGGUCGAAGAUCUUCGG